AUGCCCAAGUCCGUUGACACCGUUGACCUUUCUAACACGGUCAGCGCCUACUAUGCGCCCGCGACAAUUGCCCCCGCGGGCAGGUUGAUUCACGUCGCUGGCCAACCCGGAAGCACAAAGGACGGUGCAGUGCCUGCCGAUUACGAGUCGCAAAUCCACCUGGCUUUGCUGAACUUGCGGAAGAUCAUCAUCGCGGCCGGAUCUUCAAUUGAAAAUAUUGUCAAACUCAACCUAUACAUCGUCAACUACGAUGCGGCCAACCGCAAGCAUACCCGUCACAUCCAACGAUUCCUUGCCGGACACCGACCGGCUAUCACCCUGAUUCCCACCCCCAGACUUGCCGUACCCUCGUGGCUUUUCGAGAUCGAUGCCGUAAUUGCCCUACCAGAGUCGUCGGUACCUCCAUCCCUCCCCACGGCCAAUGAGACGACCGACGUCAUCAUUAUCGGAGCCGGUCUUGCAGGCCUUUCGGCUGCUCACGAUGUCUUGCGUGCAGGUCUGUCAUGCGUUGUUCUGGAGGCGCGGGAUCGGGUUGGUGGCAAGACGUGGAGCACGCCACUUUCAGAUGGCAAGGGAGUCAUCGACUUGGGUGCUGCCUGGAUCAACGACACCAACCAGAGCAAGAUUUACGCCCUAGCACAACGACACGGGGUGGAACUGAUUGAGCAGAACACUCAAGGCAACGCGGCUUUGCAAGACGCCGAUGGCAACUGCUCUCCUUUCGCUUACGGAGAGCUUCCAAAUGUGACACCGUUUUCUCUCCCCUCAAUUGACGCAUAUAGGACAGUAGCUAAUCCUUAUCUGUACCAGUUUGACAAAGCCACCCAAGCACAUCUGGCAGGGAUCCGGGAUAUGUGCGAAGCUGAUUGCCAGGCCCUCGACACAUGGCGACCGAAAGACACCAGCCUGGAUUCUCUCACAUUCGAGGCCUACCUGCGCUCCCGGGGAGCUAGCGAAGUGGCCCUCUCUACCGCGACUGUCUGGACCCGCGCCAUGCUGGGCCAGGAUCCCAAAGAUAUCUCAGCUCUGUACUUCCUGAACUACUGCAAGUCCGGGGGUGGUCUGUUGCAGAUGCGGUCGGAUCGUAGGCACGGUGGCCAAUAUCUGCGCGUUCGCCAGGGCACCCAGGCUUUCUCGUUGGGGCUGGCAUCUUCGCUUCCGGAAGGCACCGUCCGACUCUCGAGCCCCGUUCAGUCGGUUAUCCAAACUGCCGACCGGGCAGUUAAGGUACAAGCGGGAGGCGCUGUCUAUGCCGGCCGCAAGGUCAUCAUCACGGUGCCCAGUCCGGCCAUGAAGAGCAUUCUCUUCUACCCCAAACUGCCUCCCGCGAAGCAAGCGUGGAUCGAGUCCACCACCUACGGGUACUAUACCAAGGCCAUGAUGGAAUUCCGCUCACCCUUCUGGGUCAAGGCUGGCUUCUGCGGCCUCGCACAAUCAUUUAUCGGUCCCGCCAGCGUGGUUCGCGACAGCUGCAGCCCCGAAGAUCGCAAAUAUGUUUUGACGUGCUUCUUGUCGGGUGAUCCCGGCCGAGCAUGGGCAGCGCUAUCCACCAAGGAGCGAGAGCAGAGUCUGUUGCAACAACUGACCAAGCUGUUUGGUGUCUCCAACCUCGACUCUGUAUUUGUGCAGAUGACCACGUACGAGUGGGUGAAUGACGAGUGGGCCGGCUGGGGCUGUCCGUGCACUGCUUUGACCCCCGGCGUCCUGGACACUCUCGGCCCCGACGCGCUGCGGGAAAGCUCGGGCAAUCUGCAUUUCGCAGGCACUGAGACGGCUGGAGAGUGGAAGGGAUAUAUGGAGGGUGCUAUUUGUAGCGGAGAGCGAGCUGCCGCCGAGGUGUUCAAGAGCUUAAAUGUCGGCAUUACCUCACGCCUAUGA
This is a messenger RNA of Aspergillus affinis, 1878 nucleotides long. RefSeq names its product putative flavin-containing amine oxidase. Bases 1 to 1878 code for a protein of 625 amino acids. Lineage: Eukaryota; Fungi; Ascomycota; Eurotiomycetes; Eurotiales; Aspergillaceae. The transcript has a single exon. The record is from RefSeq and is a predicted model, not a curated record. Gene Ontology annotation, molecular function: oxidoreductase activity.